Phytophthora nicotianae INRA-310 is the source of this 381-nucleotide messenger RNA. RefSeq lists its product as hypothetical. The annotation marks the transcript as partial. Lineage: Eukaryota; Oomycota; Peronosporomycetes; Peronosporales; Peronosporaceae. The record is from RefSeq and is a predicted model, not a curated record. The transcript has a single exon.
GUCGAGAGGGUGCAGGCCGAGGCGCAACAAAACCGUGUUCGAACAGACAUUGAGCGUCGCGCAGCCAUAAUGCAUAAACUUCAGGAAGUAAUCGACUCACACCCGACUGAAACCCGCGACCAAGUGUACGAAUGGGAACCGGACGACGUAAAAUUGUACGCCAACUUCAUGUUCGAAGUGGUUGCAGCUCACGCACGUACCGAUGCAGUGCUCUAUGACUGUGGUCUUGGAGACGCCGUCCCGUCUAAUACUAGUUUCUACAAGCCUGCUCGUAAGAGAGACGCGCUUCGAAACGUUGAUUACUUCGAGAGCACCUCGUCGUUUACCAUACCCAGUACAUAUCCAAAAGCAGCGAACGCCAUGUUCGACUCGAUGCGUCAA